Messenger RNA from Pararge aegeria (speckled wood butterfly), 2843 nucleotides. RefSeq names its product glutamate receptor ionotropic, kainate 3-like. The record is from RefSeq and is a predicted model, not a curated record. Gene Ontology annotation, cellular component: postsynaptic membrane; plasma membrane. Gene Ontology annotation, biological process: monoatomic ion transport; synaptic transmission, glutamatergic; modulation of chemical synaptic transmission. The transcript is spliced from 17 exons. Gene Ontology annotation, molecular function: glutamate-gated receptor activity; transmitter-gated monoatomic ion channel activity involved in regulation of postsynaptic membrane potential. NCBI's taxonomy places the organism in Eukaryota, Metazoa, Arthropoda, Insecta, Lepidoptera, Nymphalidae. The coding region runs from base 12 to 2714 and encodes 900 amino acids.
GUAAGAGUAAAAUGAUUGUGAAAGUGUUAUUUAUAUUAGUGAUUAUAUCUACAUAUCGUGUUAGUUCAGAAUCCCAUUUUACGAUUGGAGGCAUAUUUUAUGAAGAUGCAGAGGAUUUAAAACAAGCGUUUAAUGUAAGCGCUAAAACUUUUAUGUUUAACACGUUAGUGGCGGAGGUUCCUAGGAAAGGAGACUUUCUCCAAAUAAGUGGUCACGUCUGUGAGUUCGCAAAGGCUGGGGUAGUUGGCAUCAUAGAUGGCGUGGGUGGACUAGCAACAGAGCUCAUCCAAGCUCUCUGUGACGCAUUGGAGAUACCUCUUAUUACUAUCCAGCAAAAUGAUUUUUACUUAAAGGAAUGGACUCUUAUCAACUUGUAUCCAAGUCCAGCAGCAUUUAACAACUUGUUAACACAAUUAAUAAAUAUAAAAGGGUGGAAAGAGUUUACACUUUUGUACGUAAAAGGACACAGCAUGUCAAAUGUACAUAAGCUCUUAGAGAUGAGCACCCAGUCUGACAUGUUUACCGUUACGGUGAGGGAACUGAAUGGUGAAGAUUACAGAGAUGUUUUGACAGAAGCAAAAGAGAGUGGCUACGUGAACUUCAUUGUAGACUGUCCAUCGGUAUAUUUAGAACAAAUUUUAAGUCAGGCACAGCAAGUCAGUUUGAUGUCUGAUGAACAUUCGUACAUUUUUGUUUCACCUGACUUGUUUACCCUGGACUUGAGUCGAUAUAGAUAUGGUGGAGUUAACAUGACCGGAUUCCGAUUAGUAAAAUUGAAAGACAACGUCCAGCUUUGGGAGUUCACAACUUCUUACAAUGCUGAAUCGCCAAAUAUUUUAAAACCAGAAAAUCUUAAGACGGAAAUAAUUCUUAUUUACGAUGCUGUUUUAAUGUUAUAUGAAGCAUUAUCAAAAGUGAAUGUAACGACACAAGAGCUAGAUUGUGAGCAAUACGGAUCUUGGGCCUAUGGGUCGACAUUACUUAACUUUAUGAAGACGAGCAAAGCUGAAGGCUUGACGAAAUCAUUCAGUUUUGACGGUUUCGGUCAAAGAAAUAACGUGAUUGUUGAUGUAUUAGAGUUAACACCCGCGGGAAACCAAUCCAUAGGAACAUGGCAGAGCGAUAUUCUUAAUAUAUCAAGACCUACAAUAUUAGCCACUGAAAUAGGAGAGGAAACCAUAAUGAAAAACAAGACUUUUAAAGUUUUAAUAUCUAAGACUGCACCAUACGGGUAUAUCAAGGAAUCGAUAUUUAAAUUGGAAGGCAACGAUCGUUAUGAAGGCUUCACUAUAGACUUAAUUGAUAAACUGUCUGAUUUAUUGGGAUUUAAUUACGAGUUCGAAUUAGAAGACACCUAUGGUAAUCAAUUACCAAACGGAACUUGGACUGGAAUGAUCUACAAAAUUAGAGAAGAUAAAGCAGACUUUGCUAUUUGUGAUCUUACAAUCACAACAGAGAGACAGCAAGGAAUUGACUUUUCUACACCAUUUAUGAGUCUGGGUAUCAGUAUUCUCUACAAAGAGCCUAGCAAACAACCUCCAGAAAUGUUUUCCUUUAUGGCGGUGUUUUCCAAAGAGGUUUGGUACUACAUGGUGUUCGUACAGUUUGGGCUUGGAGUUAUUAUGAUCUUCGUUGGGCGUAUUUCGAACAAAGAAUGGCAGAAUCCUGUACCCUGUGAAGAGCAACCCGAGGAAUUAAGUAACCAGUUCAGUUUUGCCAAUUCGGUUUGGCUUAUUAUUGGGUCUGUCAUGCAGCAAGGUUCGGAAAUUGCUCCAAUAGCUCUAGCGCCUCGUAUUAUAACUAGUGUCUGGUGGUUCUUCACAAUGGUUAUGGUCGCGUCUUACGUAGGCACAUUGGUCGCCUUUCUUACUGUGGAGAAGAACGUUAUGCCGUUUACAACUGUUGAUGAAUUGUACGACCAAAAACAUAUAGCCUACGGAGCAAAGACCAGUGGCUCUACCAUUGAUUUCUUCAAGUAUUCUACGAAUCCGAAAUAUAAAGAGAUGCAUUCCAAAAUGGUUUCAAAAGGCUGGGUUGUUACAGAUAACGACAUCGGAGUAGAGAAGGCCGAGAAAGGAAACUAUGCAUUUUUUAUGGAAUCCACAUCUAUAGAAUACACAAAGGAGAGGCAUUGUGAUUUAAUACAAGUAGGCGGACUACUAGAUUCUAAAAAUUACGGCAUUGGUAUGAAAAAACAAUCACCAUACAAAAGAUACAUUGAUAACGCAUUACUUCUUCUCAAAGAGAGUGGUGAAAUUCAGAAACUCAAAGAAAUAUGGUGGAAAGAGAAAAGAGGUGGCGGGAAAUGUGGGGAAAAGCGGGAUGAAGAACAGAAGCAGCUAGGAAUGAAGAACAUGUUAGGUGCAUUCGUGGUGCUCGGCGUCGGAUGUCUGAUUGGCCUUUUGAUCUCAAUUCUCGACAUGCUGUGGGGAGUAUUCAAGCGUUCUGUUAAAUAUGAUACAACCUUCAAGUAUGAAUUAAUUGAAGAAUUGAAAUUUGCACUAAAAUUUAGCGGUGACAUAAAGCCAGUAAAACGACCACCAAAGGACACAAGUGAUGAAAUGGAUUUAGAAAAAAAGGAUGAGAUUAUGUCACUGCGAUCACUCCGAUCAGCGAGGUCCUCUGGCACUCAUAGAACACAUCAUUCCCAUAGCUCAAGACACUCAUCUAGUGACAUGAGUGUAGCGUUUGCUAGAAGACGUGAAUAUACGUAAUUCAAGUUUUUUUUUAUUGUUAAUUUUAGGAAAUGCUGUGUUUAGAUCAAUUCAGACCAAACCACACUUUGCGCGAGCAUGGUCGAGUACUUUCGUAACUUAUCAACUAGUAGCUGUUGCCCGCAGUCU